AGAGAGAGAGAGAGAGAGAGAGAAUCCACUACACCACAACACCACACCGCAGUCCCAAGGACACGCUACCUCCCUCCUUCAUUUAUCCCCUAAAAACCCGCUCGUGCUGUUCUAUUUUCGGGUCUCAUUUCCUGCCAGGAAAGGGACCGACAGGAGAAUAAAGAAGUAUAAAGCUUUCCAGGUCCCUGAUGCUCGAGCUUGGUGUAAUCUCAAGGAACAGCGAGCAGCCCACGAAGAUUAUCAAAAUAAUCCCGGAGAUUUGCUUUCCUAAGGCGAUCUAAGUAUAAUUUCACUGAAAGGGAAAGGACACAAGGCAUAGCAGGAAAAUGAUUCCGGUCACGGAAUUCCGUCAGUUCUCGGAACAGCAGCCAGCGUUCCGAGUCCUAAAGCCAUGGUGGGAUGUCUUUGCCGAAUAUCUCUCCGUGGUCAUGCUUAUGAUCGGUGUGUUUGGCUGCACGCUGCAGGUAAUGCAGGACAAAAUCAUAUGCCUUCCUCAAAGGGUUCCUGCCCCAAACCUAACGGUGCCUUCACUGAACCAGACAGAGCUCACAAGGGAUCCGACCAAUUCCUCUCUUCCACCUGUUGCCCCAGUGCCCGUAUCCUAUGAGAUGAAGGGACUCAAAACCAACUUGGAUCUGCAACAGUACAGCUUUGUAAACCAACUGUGCUAUGAAAAAGCUCUGCAUUGGUAUGCUAAGUAUUUUCCUUACCUGGUGCUCAUACAUACCCUUGUAUUCAUGGUGUGCAGUAAUUUCUGGUUCAAGUUCCCUGGCUCGAGUUCAAAAAUCGAGCACUUCAUCUCCAUAUUGGGCAAAUGUUUUGAUUCUCCAUGGACUACCAGGGCUCUGUCUGAGGUGUCGGGAGAGGGUCCGGAGGAGAAAGACCACAAAAAGAACAGUGCAAGUAGAUCAAAUCUUAAUGCCUCCACUGUGGAGAGUAAUCUGGAGAAGACCCAGUCACUGAGAUCUAUUCCGGAUAAGAUUGUAGUGGACAAACCUGCAGCGAGUGCACUAGACAAGAAGGAAGGAGAGCAAGCUAAAGCACUGUUUGAGAAGGUAAAAAAGUUCCGACUUCACGUGGAGGAAGGGGAUUUGCUGUAUCUCAUGUAUGUUCGACAGACUGUUAUUAAAGUGAUCAAGUUUGUUCUUAUCGUUGUCUACAGCAGUGUUCUGGUGUCAAAUGUUAAAAUUACAGUUCGUUGUGAUGCAGACGUAGAGAAUAUGACCGGCUACAAAAAUUUUUUGUGCAAUCACACCAUGGCCCAUCUCUACUCCAAGCUCUGCUACUGCUAUUUGUGUUUUGUAAUUGUCUAUGGCUUAACAUGCCUUUAUACAUUAUACUGGCUUUUCUACCGUUCUCUGAAAGAAUACUCUUUCGAAUAUGUGCGGCAGGAGACUGGAAUUGACGACAUACCGGAUGUUAAAAACGACUUUGCUUUUAUGUUGCACAUGAUUGACCAAUACGAUCCACUAUAUUCCAAGAGGUUUGCAGUGUUUCUGUCUGAAGUGAGUGAAAACAAGCUCAAACAACUGAAUCUGAACCAUGAGUGGACCGUAGAAAAACUUCGCCAAAAGCUACAGACCAAUGCUAGCGACCGACUGGAGCUUCAGCUCUUUAUGCUCUCAGGGCUUCCGGAUACUGUCUUUGAGGUCACUGAACUGCAGUCCUUGAAGUUAGAGAUUAUUAAUAAUGUCACAAUCCCUCCAGCCGUUUCUCAGCUGGAAGAUCUUCAGGAGCUUUCUCUGCACCAAUGCACUCUCAAAAUCCACACAGGCGCCCUCUCUUACCUGAAGGAAAACCUUAAGGUUCUGCGUGUGAAGUUUGAUGACAUCCGUGAGCUUCCUCUUUGGCUCUACAGUCUUCGUAAGUUGGAGGAACUCCAUCUGGUCGGAUCUCUGAGUCCAGAUGCUUCAAAGAACAUAACCCUGGACUCUUUACGUGACCUCAAAUCCCUUAAGACCUUGACUCUCAAAAGCAACCUUACGAAGAUCCCCCAGUCAGUUGUGGACGUGUCCAGCCACUUACAGCACCUGUACGUGCACAAUGAUGGCACCAAGCUGGUCAUGCUGAACAACCUGAAAAAGAUGACGUAUCUUAUAGAGCUUGAGCUGAUUCAUUGUGACCUUGAACGCAUUCCACACGCCAUCUUCAGUCUGACCCACCUGCAGAUGCUGGACCUUAAAGAGAACAGUCUGCGCUCUGUCGAAGAGAUCAUCAGCUUCCAGCACCUCCGGAAACUCACGUGCCUAAAGCUGUGGCACAAUGCGAUCACUCACAUCCCUGAGCAUAUCAAGAAGCUCGGCAGUCUGGAACGCCUAUAUUUUAGCCACAACAAGAUAGAGAUUUUGCCAUCACACCUGUUUCUGUGCAACAAGCUACGCCAUCUUGACCUUUCUAACAAUGACAUCAGCUUCAUUCCUCCAGAAGUAGGUGUUCUCCAGAGCCUUCAGUACUUCUCUGUCACAUGCAACAAAAUCGAGAACCUCCCAGAUGAACUCUUCUUCUGCAAGAAGCUAAAGACCCUCAAGCUUGGGAGGAACAAGCUUUCUGUGCUCUCACCAAAGAUUUCCUACCUGACUUCACUGACUGUUUUGGAGUUAAAGGGCAAUCAGUUUGAAGCUUUGCCCGCUGAGCUUGGCAACUGUCAAGCCUUGAAGCGCAGUGGCCUUGUGGUAGAAUCCACCCUGUUUGACACUCUGCCUUCAGAAGUCAGGGAUUAUAUGAAAGCUGAGUGAUGUUUUUUAGCUUUGGUAAAAACUUCUCUAAUGUUUAAAAAAGGGCAGCAUUACCAAUUCUUUUUAACUGAACUUGUAUCCCACUCCCACAUUCAAUAUUUUGAUGUUUACGGGUGAGUACCUGCUUUUAAAUGCUUAGAUAUUUGAAAAAACACAGGAUCUUAUUAAUAAAAGGAAAUCUCUUUGGAGUAGAAUUUAGUAUUGUAUUGUACCUCAGAGCUGAUGUAGUUGUUUUAAGGAUUUAAGACAAUGUUACAUUCAAUCAUUCAUUUAUUUAAGCACCUUAUGUAGAAUUCUCUGCCGUAUCAAAGAAUAGAAAUUAGCCUCAGUGUUAACGUGUAUUCGAAGACAGUUGUUGCAUUGCAUGUAUUAAAAUAUUAAUAAUGGUAAGGAUUUCAUUAUCUAUAUGAAGGUUUUACAAAACAUGAAGUGAACCAUGCUAGCCUGCCAAACUGCAGUAUUUUGCCUUUGUAAACACUAAAUGUCUGCAGAGUCUAUGAUUGCUAUCAGUUGGAGAAGGACUUAUGUUGUGCAGUGGUUUUAUGCCAUAGUUGGGUCCAAUGUCACAGCUCUUUUGUUUGGAGGCUAUCAUGUUACGGCUAAAUCCUUGUCCUAGUCUUUUACAUUUAAACGAUUUUAGUGAGCUCAAGCAGACCUGAGUACCAGGCUACUACACAGGUUCUACUGUCAGUUUAUGUGUAGCAUGUAUGGUAUUUUUCCAUUUGUUACAAGGAAACUAUGAUUUUCAGCUUUUUCAAUCAAGGUGAAAGGACAUGAAAUGCAUUGUUUUUUUGGUAGCAGGGAAUUUCACAUUUCACUUUAUGCUGACUAUCUGUUAGAACAAUGACCUGAAAAUUGACGAGCUUUCUUGUGAGCCAGUAGUAGCCAAGUGGGUGGUACUUUGGUCUUUCUGGUGAGCCAAUAAAUAAAUAACACGGAGGAGCUGAAUAUUUCCAUGUAGUGGUCACUCUAGCCUGUUUUUUUGGGGGUUUUUUGGAAAAAAGAAGACAAAAUUAGCGGUCUCAUUCACUGACGGAUGUUGUGUGGUAAAAAAAAAUUUUUUUUCUACAUCUGCUACAGAAAUGUUAACAUCCCAUCAUCUUAUUCAACAAAUUUUAGCAUGUUUAUAAUACAUAUGUGUAUCAAGUGCAGAAACUGUAUCAAAAUAUACUCGAAUAUAUAUAUAUAUAGAUGUUCUUCAUUGAAUUACGUAGCUUACUUGUUGGGUCAUUGGAGUGUUUUGAAGGCUUAGGCACUGAAGGAAAGAGGAAGUGGUGGCACCACAAAUACUUAAGUGUUCUCAGGUAAUCUGGCUAGUCCUUUUCUUUUUGCAUCACUGUUUUGAAUUUUACUUAUGUCCUUGAAAAGCUGAAAGGAAUCCUGUCAAAAUAUACCUCCUUUACAUACACUAAAAGAGUGCUACGUUGUGCUGUAAGCUAUUUCUUUAUUAACAUAUUUCGUAUAGUAUUGCUAAUGAGCGUUUCAUAGCUCGACUGAUGGCUAGCUUUCCAGUUUUUCUAUUUUGUGUUGUACAAUCUUUUUCUACAGUGAUACUUCACUUUUUCUACUCACUCAUAAGUUUUUACUUUUUUUUUUAUUAUUCUUAUUUUUUUAAAUCUAUCGCUACCUCUCCUGCAGCUCACGUACCGGUUAUUCAGCUAUAGCCAAAUAAUUUUUAGUGCUGUUUGUUUUAGUUAACAGUAGAUGUAAAGCUUUUGUUUAGAUAGAUGUCAUGUACAGUAAUUUUUAUUGGUAUGUUUUGGAUGAAAAAGUGUGCCUAUUUAAAAGGGGGCAUUAAACUUGGACUCUUUUAAUUGCCAUUAGUUGCCUUUGCACUGUUAUACUGUAAGAUUUUAUACUCAAGUGCUUGCUGUAGUUUUAAAACUUUUUUUUUUGUGCCAAAAAGAUUUGGCUAACACACACACACAAAAAAAAAUAAAUAUGCAGAAGAAUAUUCUGAGCAUGUAUUUUUAUUUGUCUUUUUGCUGCUAUAUUUGUGAAUUAAUGUUUUUCCUGAUUUCUGUAUACUGCCUAUGCUACAGAUGGCAAUAAAAAUAACUGAAGAUAAGGAAGGAUCUUGUAGCUAAAGCAACAGUUAGAUCUGUUUUAUAAUGUUCUAUAUGAACGCCACAUUUAAUGCUGUUUAAGCCACCACCAUACACACCAUCGAGAGCUAGGCAGUUAUUUAUUUAUUUAUUUAUACAUAUAUUGCAUGUUAAAUAAUUACAGAUGGAGUCCAAACAUUAGAUGCAAUGAUAUUUGAGGGCAAAAUAGUGUUCUUUCAUGCUGCUUGUUGUGACUGCUUAAAUAUUGCAAAAUGCAAGAAUGUGAAAUAUUUCUCUUCUGACAGUGCUGCGGUUGUUAUUAGAAGAUAAUUUCAAUAAAAGGAUCACAUUUGUUGCUAGCUUUGCCAAAAGCAAACUGUUCAGGUUUUUCUGGUAAAACCAUACAAAUUCACACUCAUGGACUUAAGAGAGUUUUGUCAUUACAUCACAAGAGACUUUAGUGGAUUUUUUCAUACCGGCCACCUUUUAAUCUAACAGAACUCAGUCCAAGACAUAUGAAUAUGAAAGCUCGAACUUUCUAGAGAUUGUUUUGGUGAAGUGUGAUGAAUUAUCGGAGAAAAUGUUCAGUAUAAAGUUGAGGUGCACUUCAGAACUGGGAUUCUGUGGGAACCAACAAUAACACACACACACACACUGUGGGGCAUGUAGACAAAUUUGUAUCUUGUGGGACAGGAUGUUUGUGUCCUACUGAGCAACAUGUUUAUGUGGCUGUGUUGGUUAGGAUUACAGGCAGAUGGCAACACAAAUAACUGCAGGGGUUUGGUAAAGAGUGCCAACGGGAGGCUGGGG
Messenger RNA from Hemibagrus wyckioides, 5590 nucleotides. It is a transcript of the gene lrrc8c, whose product is annotated as leucine rich repeat containing 8 VRAC subunit C. The record is from RefSeq and is a predicted model, not a curated record. The transcript has 5 exons. Lineage: Eukaryota; Metazoa; Chordata; Actinopteri; Siluriformes; Bagridae. Gene Ontology annotation, molecular function: protein binding. Bases 327 to 2735 code for a protein of 802 amino acids.